Messenger RNA from Epinephelus fuscoguttatus (brown-marbled grouper), 1837 nucleotides. Its product is annotated as myocilin-like. The record is from RefSeq and is a predicted model, not a curated record. Gene Ontology annotation, biological process: signal transduction; osteoblast differentiation. Lineage: Eukaryota; Metazoa; Chordata; Actinopteri; Perciformes; Serranidae. Gene Ontology annotation, cellular component: Golgi apparatus. The transcript has 3 exons. The coding region runs from base 141 to 1535 and encodes 464 amino acids.
GAUACCCAGGUGGGAAGAGACCAGCUAAAUAAAUAUAAAAAUAAAGUGGAGAAACUCUGCUGAACAGAGGAAGAUAAACAGUUGCAUCCUUGACAAUUUCCCCAAACCAGAAGAUCAUCUACUCACUCUUAUCCUCCAGAAUGUGGCUCCAGGUGUCUCUCCUCUGUCUGUCCUGCUUCACUCUACCCAGCCGAAGCCAAGCCCAAGACCGAGCCUCCCUCCACCGCUCCAACGACCAAGGCGGGCGCUGCCACUACACCUUCACCGUGGCCAGUCCAGAGGAGUCCAGCUGCUCCGGAAGCAGCAUCAAUCCAGAGAUGGAUGGAGUCUCAUCCCGACUCACCCUGCUGGAGGCUUUAGUCAGCCGUCUCAUAGCGGGAGCGGAUGGAGGCACCGGGACUGGGGUAAGGGCUAGCAGUGGAGAAGACAGUCUCCAGGAAGCUUACUCCCAGGUAACAAGGGAAAGAAACCAGCUGCAGCAGGACAAAGAGCGUCUGAACGGGCAGGUCCAGGAGCUGCAGAGGAGGCUGGCCGAGCUGAGUCGGGAGGCAGAGAGCCUCAGGCAGAAACCCUGCCAGCAGACACACACCUCAGGGGGGACACAGCGUGAAAACCGACCUGCCAGUGACCGUGCAUAUGAUUUUGGGAAUGGUGCUUACCAGGAGAUGAAGGCUGAGGUUUCGGAGGUUCCAGCAUCCCGCCUCAUUCCUGAGGGAAAUCACAGCUUCACAGGCUGUGGAGAGCUGCAGUCAGUGGGAGACCCUGUGCUGCACAGGAAGGCUGACACCAUCACAGGCAAAUAUGGAGUGUGGCUGCAGGAUCCUGAGCCUCAGGGACAUUAUUAUACCAACAAGACUGUGUGGCGCAUCGACACAGUCGGUAAAGACGUCCGUCAGCUCUUUGCAUAUGAAGACAUGCAUCAAUUAACCCAAGGCUUCCCUAUGAAGGUCCUGGUCCUGCCAGAGCCUAUGGAGAGCACAGGGGCAACCAUGUACCGCGGCUCCCUUUACUACCAGCGCAAACGUAGCCGCACCCUGAUCCGUUUCGACGUGGCCUCUGAGAACCUGGCAUCACGCCGGGAUCUGCCUCACGCCGGCUUCCAUGGCCAACAUCCUUACUCAUGGGGCGGCUACACUGACAUCGACCUGGCGGCGGAUGAACAGAGCCUGUGGGCGAUCUACAGCACAAGCAAGGCAAAGGGUGCGAUUGUGAUUUCCCAGCUGGACCCCCAGAGCCUGGUGGUGAAGAAGAGCUGGGAGACCAACAUCAGGAAGAACACAGUGGCCAACGCCUUCAUGGUGUGUGGACGCCUGUACACGGUGGCCAGCUACACCGCACCCAACACCACCAUCAACUAUAUGUUUGACACAGCCACCAGCGUGGGGCAGGCUGUCGCUGUGCCCUUCAAGAACAAGUAUCGUUACAACAGCAUGAUAGACUACAACCACGCUCAGAGGAAGUUGUACGCUUGGGACAACUUCCACAUGGUCACCUACGAUGUCACACUGGGCAGGGCGAGAACCGGCAGCAGCUAAAGACAACACAGACAGACACUGCUGUUUACAGGACUGUGCUGAUGCAAGAGCAAAGGAAUGACAAUAAUUUGCAUUUUACUGAGGUUAUUGCAAAGCUAUAUGUUGUUGCUUCAUUAAAAUCUAUUUUUUUCUAUUAGUAUUGUAAAUAAGAUGGUAAAAAUAUAUUCGUAGAGCAGAUUAAUGUAGCCAUGAUAGUGUCCUUGAUGAUUUCAGGGGUUAUUACAAACAGUAAUGUAGCAGAAAUAUUUUUGUUAUCCGUUUAUCAUGUUAUUUAAGUUCUCAAUAAAAACAUUAAAAUUACA